Messenger RNA from Amaranthus tricolor (Joseph's coat), 876 nucleotides. RefSeq lists its product as uncharacterized. The transcript has 3 exons. The coding region runs from base 1 to 876 and encodes 291 amino acids. NCBI's taxonomy places the organism in Eukaryota, Viridiplantae, Streptophyta, Magnoliopsida, Caryophyllales, Amaranthaceae. The record is from RefSeq and is a predicted model, not a curated record.
AUGUACAGAAACCAGUUAUCAAACUACCAUUCUAUGUUGGAUAAGCAGUUUGGUAAGUUUCUGGAGGUGGUGAAAAACUUACAGGUAACAGUUCCUUUCAUAGAGAAGAGAGCCUUUAAUGAGGUAGAGACUGUAGCUUUUACAGAGGAAUGUAUUGCUUUAUUACAAAAUAUAUCUCCACCUAAAUUAAAGGAUCCUGGUAGUUUUUCUAUUCCCUGCCAUAUUGGAAAUGUCUUCAUUGAUAAAGCAUUAUGUGAUUUGGGUGCUAGUGUUGGUGUUAUGCCAUCGUCUGUGUGUUCAAAGCUUAAUAUGGGUGAUUUAAAAGUUACUAACAUUACCUUGCAAAUGGCAAACCGUUCUGUUAAAUACCCUUUAGACAUGGCCGAAGAUACACAAAUUCUAAUAAUGUUAGGUCGACCUUUCCUCCACACUGCAGGAGCCAUUAUUGAUGUAAAAAAUGGAAAACUAACUUUAUCUGUCGGAGAUGAUAAUAUCACUUUUAAUUUAGGGAAAGUUUUGAAAGGUCCUAUGUCAGAGGAAAAUUGUUGUAGUAUUGAUGUGAUUGAUGUUAUUUGUGAAGAUAGCUUAACACAGGUCCUUACGAGGGAUCCCUUGGAGGAAGUACUUUGUGGUGAUUUUGGUACAGGUGAAGCUGGUAUUUGGAGCAGUGAGGUGGAUGUUAUAGAGAAGGCUCUCGCACUUCAAGAGCUUGACUCUAAGGAGAGCAAGAAGGUAGUAAAAUUAGUUCACGAAUCAAAACCUGCAGAGGUUAAGAAACCCGAACUAAAACCUCUCCCUUCUCAUUUAAAAUAUGUAUUUCUUGAUGAGCACGAAUUGCAUCCUGUGAUCAUUAGUACUGCAAUUGAUGACCCAUAA